This is a messenger RNA of Linum trigynum, 2963 nucleotides long. The record is from the annotation of a GenBank genome assembly. NCBI's taxonomy places the organism in Eukaryota, Viridiplantae, Streptophyta, Magnoliopsida, Malpighiales, Linaceae.
CUCGAAUUAGCAGGAUUUUUUGGGCAUUAUACUAUACCCUAAGACUUAAUGAGUGAACCCUAGGUCCUAAUUAUCUAAAUCAUAAACUAUAUACUCUAAGAUGGUGCCUUCAUUUUUUUUGCCUAUAUUUGGACGAAUCAUAACCGUGGAUUAUUAUUUCUAAUUAAAUUGAUCUUGGGGUAUAAGAUUUAGAGAAUUAAGACCUAGAUUUUGAUCUUUAAGGGUUAGAGUAUAGUAUCAUGUCCGAAAGAUCAGUCACUUCAAGUUCUGGAUAACGUUUUCUUACUCAAGGUAUGCGGUACCCUGGAUUUCACCCAGGGUACGGUAGAACUUCCCAUAUAUAGGGAUUUUCGUUCUUAAAAAAUUUCUUAUAAUGCUAUAAUAAUAAUACUAAUUUUUUUUAAUAUUAUUAUGACUUUUUAUCGCACGCUAAAUAACUCAAGCUCCGUGCGUCUCGAAUCCUGACUCUACCCCUGCUAAUAUUAGGACACACUCAAAAAGUUAUUGGAAGCUAUCUUAUUCGAUCUUGAUUUUGUUUGUGGAAUUAGAUUUGAUCGACCACAUAAAUAUCAACAAAUUGAUCAGUUAAGUUUAGAAGCGAGCAUACCUUGUCCAUAUUAUAUCAAGCAAGACAAUAUAAUAUACAUCGAUUAAUUAGUUUAACGGAUCAUUAGAGUUUUGAACCACACCAACCCAACUAAACCAAAUUUAAACCAGUGAUUAAAUUGGUUAUCUUGGUUUUUCAACUCUAACAACACUAAUAAAGACUAAUUGUCUAAUUGAAUGCAUUCACGAAAUAGUUACUUUUUCUCCAAGAUUCGGUCAAAUUUGCCGUUUUGCGUAUUUUUGUUAGCGUUUUGCGUCUUUGGCCGGUAAGAAAAUUAAAGCAAACCCAACUAUCCAAGUUGCCGUUGAAGUUCGACCGCCACGUCAGCUCUUUUGAAGCUGGUGAAAAAUGGAAAUCAGUUGGCGGAAAUUCAUAAAACCCUUUACUCUCACUCUCACUCUCACUCUCACUCUCACUCUCUGCUUCUUUCAUUUCCGAUCACUCCACACUCGGUUUCACCAAGCGAGCUCACUUCUCACAGUUUCUACUUCUCUAUCACCUUCUCUCGGCUUGCCGAUUCCGAACUCCUGUAGCUGUAGCUUGGAUCUUCCGAAACGUCACGUUCUGUUACCGGCGCAUGCUCAACGGCUCGCCGGCGGCACUCGUCUCUGAUUGAUUAGGUAAGAGGUUGAGAGGGGUGGAGGAGAUUGGCCAAUUCAUACGAACGUGUCAUUUCUUGAGUUUCAGGUAUUUGGGAUGGACUAAGUUGGGAGACUGAUUGCUUAGGUGGGAACAAUAGUGAAGGAUUUUGUGGAUCAUGAAUUCAUCUUCGUCAGACCCGGGGAUGAAGCCUGGGUUAGGAGGAGCCGGGAGCAGCAGCGGCGGGGGAGAGAUUUCAGAAGCGGCCUUGGUUACUAACGAUCAGAUGUUGCUGUACAGAGGGUUGAAGAAAGCGAAGAAGGACAGGGGAUGUACUGCGAAAGAACGAAUCAGCAAGAUGCCUCCUUGUACUGCUGGGAAACGCAGUUCCAUUUACCGUGGAGUUACCAGGCAUAGAUGGACAGGUCGCUAUGAAGCUCAUCUUUGGGAUAAAACUACAUGGAAUCAAAACCAGAAUAAGAAGGGAAAACAAGUAUACUUAGGGGCAUAUGACGACGAGGAGGCUGCAGCUAGAGCAUAUGACCUUGCUGCCUUGAAAUAUUGGGGUCCUGGCACACUCAUCAAUUUUCCAGUUUCAGAUUAUACGAGAGAUCUUGAUGAAAUGCAGAAUGUCUCCCGGGAGGAAUACCUAGCCUCUCUUCGAAGAAAGAGUAGUGGGUUUUCAAGAGGUAUCUCCAAAUAUCGUGGGCUUUCCAGUAAUCAAUGGGACUUGUCGAUUGGUCGUAUGACCGGACCUGGCCACUUCAGUAAUGUGAACUACGGUGAUAAUGUUGAGAAUGAAUACAUUGGCGGUUUUUGCAUGGAUAGAAAGAUCGAUCUAACAUCUUACAUCAAAUGGUGGGCUCCCAGUAGAAUCCGUCAAGUAGACUCCAUCUCCAGAUCAUCCGAGGACCCAAUGCAUAGCUCUUCAGACGAUGUUGCCCGAGAACUCAGAACCUUGGAGUGGGCAGUACGGCCUACUCAACCAUUCCAGAUGCCCCAGCUAGGGUUUUCUUCUGAACCAAAGAAGCAUAAAGUUUCGGCCUUGAGCAUUCUCUCACAGUCUGCUGCUUACAAACACUUGCAAGACAAGGCAUCCAAAAGGACGGAAAAUAACGACGAAAAUGAAAACAAGAGGACGAUCAACAAGAUGGAUUAUGACAAAUCUGCUGUUGAUGACAAGUCGACUAUGAGUCAUGGCAAUAGUAGCAGCGUUAAUAGAGUUGGAGCUGGAUUAGGAGUGAGUCCAGAAGCAUUGUCUCUCCACAGGAACAUGUACCCGUUAACUUCAUUCCUGUCUGGUCAACUUGUGAACAACUACAAUGGCAGCGAUGACCCUUUGGCAGACCCUCUACUUUGGACAUCCCUGGUUCCUGUUCUUCCUUCUGGAAUGUCCAGAAACCCUGAGGUUACAAAGUCUGAAGCAAGCUCAACCUAUACGUUGUUCCAGCCAGAGUACUGAUCAUACUGCCAUAUCUUAUAGUAAUCUGGCCUAUGAAAAUUGCCGUGAUUAGCACUAACCUCAGUUUCUAACAGAACCCUUUCUUUAUAUCUUGAUUCUUGACAGUAAUGUGUAGUAUAUAAAGUUAAGAGCCUUCUCAGUGUUCUUCUGUUUGGAUUAGACAAAAUUUUCAAUCCUUGAACUAUUUACUGUAAAAUGGUUCUAAGUAAUGGUUAGUUAAGAUAGAAACAUCUUUGAAUCCCUCAAUCCAAAUUGUUUGACAAUCCUUGUUUGAACUCCUUUUGACCUCAAGGGCAAGAAAGAUUGGCUAAAGUG